AUGGACUGGGAGCACCUACAAGCCCCAACCAGCAUGAUCCAGUUCAUCAGUCAACUACACUGUGACUUGAGAACCGACUUGGAGCGAGACCUUGCCUCAUCCAUCACUAAGAUGAACGCAGAACACCAUCAAUGUCAACAAGCCGCCUCAGACAGCAUCAAGGAAAUUGUCCGGACUGCUAUGGAAGAUUGGUUUACUGAUAACCAGAAGAAGUUUCAAUCGCGACAAGAAGAGACCGAACUUGACUCACCUCAGACUUUAAAAGCUGAGGUUCGAUUGGAGCCCGAUGACUCUUAUCAUCGCGCGCAAGUCGAACAGUUAACCCGGAAGCUAGAACUUGCAAAUUCAGAACUAGCAAGUUUGAAGAGGCAACUGAAGGCAACGGAAUCACGAGCAGAUCAACUCCGUAACAUUAUUAUUCCCAGUGACGGAAAGCCUAUCCUCGACAGCGAGAUACAGAAGCUGUUCUCCGAAGUUCGCAAAACAGUGCAAAUGGUUGCUUGUCGACUCUAUUCCAAAUCUGGCACAUUUCGGAGCCCCAUAACAGAGGAUAGUAGGGCCUUUUUUGAAGAGAUGGAGGAUCUUUCUCCAGAGUGUCAACGAGACGCCAUUCAUACCAAUUUAUUCAUUUUCAUCGGAGGACAAUUCUUCCCCAACAAUGUUAGAGGAUGCAACAUCGGAAACCAUCAUCCGAGGCUUCAGAAGCUGCUCGCAGCAACAGAAUGGUAUUUGACGGAAGCUGUUCAAGGCACUCAUCCUGAUGGGUCUCGCCAAAAAGAAUUGAGCGAUUGGAGCCGUGCCACGUUUAAUUGUAUCGACCUUUUGAGAGAUGAAUCUGAUGGACCGGACUCAUGUGCAGCGUAUCUUGAACAAUUCUUUAAACCAGCCGAGACAGAUAUCAUACAGGCGCAAGAAAGCGGCAGAAAGAAACUCAGGAAGCUCUGCGAAAAGGCUCAUGAGCUUGGAAUUCUCAUGAGGCGAGCCACAGACACCUUUCAAGUUUUCACUGUCAAGGAUGAUCUUCCUCUCGCUGACUGUCAGGAUAUGGUUGAAGAGUUGAGAUGCAACGGGGAAAGGGAUUCUGGUGGGACGAAGGUCGUUGGCUCGUGCUUAUUUGGUGGCUUGAGGAAGAUAUCGAGCGAUUACCCGACCAAGCCAAUUUUGCUGGAGAGAGCCGUGGUUUCAACGCGAUUUGUUAGCUGA
Molecule: messenger RNA, 1203 nt
Organism: Fusarium redolens
Lineage: Eukaryota; Fungi; Ascomycota; Sordariomycetes; Hypocreales; Nectriaceae
Exons: 2
Coding region: 1-1203 (400 amino acids)
Source: RefSeq, a predicted model, not a curated record